GAAGUCAUUCGGGUUUAACCAACCUUCCAAUAACCCGGCGGUUGGCUUAGAUUGUACUUUGUAAAGAAGCUGGCCCUUUUUAACAGCCAACAUUUUGUGACGUACGUUAUGAUGAAUUGUGCUCUGUCAGUCAUUACGGGGACUGAAUUUCGUUUUAAGCACACGUCGCUUAUCACAAUUUUAUCACCACAAAAAAUGAUCAGAUUCUGAUCAUUCUUCAUUGCUGACAAUACUGGGGGUGUCACUCCUAUUUCAAAAUCUAUUUCGCUGGACCUAUAUUGCAAUUUCUGCCUUUUCAUCUUAACAGACAAAUAGCAUUUUAGCACCGAUUUGAACUUCAUCUCACGGAGGUCGCACCACUAUGUUUACAACGGGAAAAGUUCGAACAUAAAAUCUGCAGCCUUGACGAAUCGAAAUUCCGUCAUAUCUAUCUUCCGAUGACAUCGUCGCUCACAAAUCGGAUGGGAAAACGACGACGGCAACGACUACGAUGACGAUACGAUGCCGUUAACAGCAUAUUUUGACUGAACAUUUAAAAAAUUUAUUAUCGAACUGCUUUCUUUCAAUACUCCCAAACGAAUUUUGAGUAGGCAAUGGGUGUUAGGUGUGGUUGUUUUUGUUUCUAAGGAGCAAUUUGACAGCGUUUCAGGAGAACAAUAUUCUCCAAGAAAGGGUGCUCCCCUGCCGCAGAGCACCCAGGCCUCUUAGGCGUCCAGUGUUAGAAGAUACGGACGGGAAAUUUCUUCUUCUGUUUGAUUUUUAACGAAUGAUCGAAUUCUCCAUCCGACGUCGCUGGUACAGACAUUCCUAUAAGGCCAUUCUUCAAGAAAUAAAGUGAAGCACUUUGAUAUAGAAUUUUCGGUGAUCGUCGGCCUCGCCGGCAAGGAUAAUCCCCUUCGAUGAUGUCGAUGAUGAUGGAAGAAUCACACUCGGAGUCAGCCCUGUACUCGACACCGACCUGCGUCCAGCUCGGCAUACCUCUCUCCGACUGCCCGGGCGGCAUGUACCCCAUCCGCGAUCCCCAUCACCCAUCGGCAACAAACCCCGAUGUACCUUUCCCCGUACCAAACUACCUGGAUCCGCGCUACGCAAGCUCCUUCAUCAGCCACUACGGACACAGCUACGUCCCGCUCCCGAACCCGUUCGGGUUCUACGAUCUCGAGCCGAGCUUCAUCCGAAGACGCAAUGAACGCGAACGGGAACGCGUUCGGAAUGUUAACGAGGGGUAUGCGCGUUUACGCGAUCACCUACCGUGUGAUAACCCGGAGAAACGCAUGAGUAAAGUCGAGACACUGAGGAUGGCUAUUCGCUACAUUAAGCAGCUACAGGUUCUAGUUGACAGUGAUGAAGGUGAAAAGGAGAAUAAUUGUGGCGAACCUGAGGAAAAAGAAAGUGGUUACCAUAGCAGCGAGGGAGAUGAGAAAUAAACAUCGAUUAUAUGGAUUUUAUGAAACAAUGUUUUUUCAUGACGCUAAAUCAACAUUUUUCAUCAUUUUUUUUCAAGUUCACGAAGCACAAUCCUAAAACGUAUAACCAAAUGUCACAAUCCGAAUUCAUAUUGUCAGUGGUUGUUUCAUUGUAUCACAGUUGUUAAACGGAAACGUGUUCUCUUCAGUAUCUAAUUUAUACGCAGAAGACCGAAUCAAAUAUAUUUUGGAUGAAUUGUUUUUUCUGUAUAUUGCUUGUGUUAUACAAGAAAAGCCCGUACAUCAGACUCCGAAAAGCUGCAGAUACAAGGAGAAAAUGAUAAAACAUUUCACACAGCUUGCCUGUGAUUUGUAUACCAGGUAACGUGCUUGCUUUGGCAAACGAAUAUGUUGUGUGCUACAAAUUAAUGUGCAAUUCUGAUUUAUAAUGUAUAUUGAUGUAUACUUUGUACAUAUCCAGAAAAAUUUAUUUAUUUAGCAAUGCUAGACUUGGUAUCUGUUUUCAUGGUUUUUUAAGCGAUUCAACUUCCAUGUUUUUUAAUUAUCAUUUUUUUAUUCUGAAAGAGAAUUGUUUUCAUCGAUUUGGACGAAUGUUCAUACAUUUCCGUCUGCCCAGUGGAAAUGGGCUGAAGAUAGUGGUUUGUUUUUGGUGAGAUUUUUUCGUGCCAAUUUAGACAAAAAAAUAAUGAUUAUGACUUGAUUGUAUAAUUAAUCUCUUUUUCACAUUGAAAUGAUGCAAAAGAUAAAAGAUUUAAUUAUAUUGGUAAUAAUAUUAUUAUGUGAGGAAAAGUGAGAAUUUUUUAGAUAAAGUCAAUUAAUGGCGGCAAUAGUCAAAUAUGACUAAUUGCCACUCAAACCAACAGAAGAAGAAGCUCUUUUUAUUUUAAACCCCCUCUCCCUCUCUCUCUCCUUCACUUCACUUCAUGUUGCAAGAAUUGUCAGUGGUGUCUUCUAUACAUCUAAGAGAAGAGACAAGUGAAUAAUAAUGUAGUCGUUGAGUAGCCUACACAGGGUACCAUCACGUGACAGACUUUCAAAAUGGAUGUGAACCGAAUAUUCUGGAAACUUAAUCUGACAAAAGAGAGAUGGAAAAAAUUAAAUUCAACCCCGUGACAUUACUCAAUCUAUGGUGAUGCAACUGUAUACAAUUACAAAAUAUUACAUAGUAUCGAAAGGUUCGUUUAAAAAAGAGAUAAAAUAUGUCUAAGACCAUAAUGGCACUCCAUGCGCAUGAAAACCACACGAUAUGAAGAAAAAUUGGGUAAAAAUGCACCCCGGGGUUUUGCUAUCAUUUUGCAUGUUCUUAACAUCGGGUGUGCUUCACUAUGAGGGCGGCGCCGAUAAUUGGAAAUUUAGCGGGUGUUAGUUAACACCUCUCGCCGGAACGCCGGGGUAAGGUGACGGGCGCGUAGCAGGUGUCUCGGUAUGCUGUGGAACGCACUAACACAAUUUAAGAGGGUCGGGAGUUAUUUCUCAUUAUGUGAUUUUUUUUCUGCAUAUUUUCAUGACUGCAUGAACAUUAAUGGUGGGAAGGAAUAAGAGUGGGGUCUUUUUUUUUCUUUUAUAAUGCCCUGGCACGGCGCAAGAAUGUUUUCAAGCCUCGUCAAUAACCAUGAUGUGGUAUAAUUCCAAAUCGCGCUAACUCCGCUUUCAUUACUUUUUGACAACGGAUCAUUCCGUUUCUUCUUGUUUUUUUUUUCUACAGGCGUUAGUAGAUGCACUUUUCAUAAUGAUUUUAAUAUUAAGAGUUUUUCAAUAAGGUCCACAGACAGUUUGGUUAAAUGUGUCCAUUCUUUCGAUGACUAGAUUUUCAUAAAAAACACCUUUUGGGAAUCCGGACGAAGAACGUUGAGAUAAAGUUGAAGGGUUAAUUUUAAGGAAAAAAAAUUGAAAUAAAGGAAGAAAAAUCGUAUAUAGAACAAUGUUCAGCGAUUUAUAAUGAUAUCUUCUAAUGCAGAGGCAUUUCAACAACAAAUAUGUAACCUUGCAUAAUUCAUCAUUUUAGUUUUUCCGUCGUCAUGGUUAUUGUGCAUUUAUAAAUGUAUGGAAAGACAUCACCAUGAAUGUAUUAAGAAACCCUUCAAAAUAAUGCUUAUAUCUGAAAUAUAAUAUCUAUAAAAAUAUUUCAUACUUGUACGACACAUUCCAUGCCCCAUGUAUGGACGGCAUUAUGUUUUUGUUUUCCUAAUUGUAACUGUUAAUAUCAGUGUUUGCAGUCAUGUAUAGAACGUGAAGAAUGCAUUGCUCUGUGGCGCCGAAUAGGAGGCGCCAGUUCGACGUGGUUCAUUUCACAAUUUAACCAUCUUUAGGCAUUCCGGUAUUCAUAGAUUUAUUCGAAUCAUGUUACGGUGACAAAUAUCUUAGCAUUUUAUGUUGAUCAAUAAUUUUUAGCAUUUAAAAUAUUGUUAAAAGCCUCGUUGUGCCCCCGAUCUGUGCCCGAUGAUAUAUAUUUUCUGCUGCAUCUUUUUUGUAAUAAUCGUUUAAAGUUUACCUUUCUCUCCCUUACUCUCUCCUUUUUUCUUUCUUUCCUUCCUUCAUGAAUUAUAUAUUUCCUUUGCUUUCUCUUUCUAUAUCUCCCUAAUAUUAUGUUUUCUCUCUACAAAGCUGAAAUUAUUUUCUUCACUUUUUCAAAUCUCUUCUCUCCCUCAUACACCCCAUUCAUAAUUCCUUCUCUCCCCCUCCCCCCCCCCCUCCUCCUCUCUCACUCUCUCUCUCUCUUUCUCUCUUUGUCUCUAUCUAUCUAUUUAUCUAUCUAUCUCGCUUUCUCCUUUCCUCUCUCCCAUUGAAACAAAAUAAAAAGUUUUUCAACUACAAGAUGAAUUUUCAGUGUUUGAAACAAUAAUUCAUUCUAACCAGUCCUUUUGUUGGCAUAAAAUAUGUAAACGAGAGGUAAAUAUCUAUGGUCAUAUGCAUCAUGUUCGCCUGUUCAUGGUGUAAAGUUAUUACGAAAUAAAUAUGUACGCUAUAAGCAAUCAUAAUC
This is a messenger RNA of Lytechinus pictus (painted urchin), 4407 nucleotides long. Its product is annotated as achaete-scute homolog 5-like. The coding region runs from base 900 to 1427 and encodes 175 amino acids. The record is from RefSeq and is a predicted model, not a curated record. Gene Ontology annotation, biological process: regulation of transcription by RNA polymerase II; developmental process. The transcript has 2 exons. NCBI's taxonomy places the organism in Eukaryota, Metazoa, Echinodermata, Echinoidea, Temnopleuroida, Toxopneustidae. Gene Ontology annotation, molecular function: RNA polymerase II transcription regulatory region sequence-specific DNA binding; DNA-binding transcription factor activity, RNA polymerase II-specific; protein dimerization activity.